AUGGAUAAUAAAAUUAAGAAUGUGGAUAUCGAGGAGGCGCUAAAGUCUUUAUUCAAUAUUACAGAAACUAACAAUGGUGAAUCCAAUUCAAUUUCAAACGAUGGUCAUGGUCAAAAUCAAUAUCCAGAAUCAAUUUUACAAACCUCAAAGAAAGGCAAUAAACUAUACAACUCAUUUCAAAGCCUUUCGCCUCAAUUCCUUAAUACAGAAUCAAAUUCAAACAAUAGGACUCAAGUAAUUCGAUGGCAUAACUCAAACUUGGAGACAGUACAGCAUUUAAUAUUAGGCAAUUGGUUAGAACAAAACUCAGCAUCAGCAUCAACUUCAAAAUCCCCUCAUGAUAAAUCUAAAGCAACCUUGAGUCGUCGAGCAAAUAAAUUGUUUAUUUGGGCUUCAAGCGAUGAAUAUAUAGAGGAAAGAAAGAAACAACUUAAAAGAAUACGACGAGGGAGUGAAUUGCAAGAUCAAACCAAAACACAUAUAACUAAUGACUCAGACCUUAAUCAAACUGAUGAAAAUAUCAAAGCUUCAAGACUACAAAAGAAGUUGAAGUUAAAAUUUGACGACCAAAAAUCAGUAAAUAGAUUGGCUCAUACAAUAGAGAAUGAAUCAAACAAAUUUAUACAUUCAAGAAUUCAAAAGAUAAGACUACAUCAUAGUGAACAAAUUGAAAAACAAAUUAAUGAAAGGAAAAAAAGGGAUUAUGAGGAAUAUUUGAGAAAGUUAAAAUUAAAAGAAGAAGAAUAUGAAAAAUCAUUGAGACAAGAUACAGCUAAUGCAGGUUCUAAAGGUAACUUUUUUGGUAAUCUAUUUGGAUUUAAUGCUACAAGUACAUCGAAUGAAAAACCUGACACAAUUGAACCUGAUAUUGAGACUAGUUCUAUCAAAAAUGGUCUGGUUAAUUCCAGUAAUAAAUCAAAAAGAUCAACUUUAUUUGGCAUGCAGUCAUUGUUUCUGGGUGGUAGUAAUAAAGACAGCUCAUUAAGUCCCAAAAAACAAAGUACAACUGUAUUUGAUGCCGAUGAUAGAUCUGAUACCCAAUCUUUAACUCAAUCCUUAGCCGAGCUGAACCUCGAUUCAAUUUUGUCGAACAACAAAGAUAACAAUAGUAAAAAGGAAAGUUUGGAAAAUGAAGCAAAUAUUAACAAUUCUUUUGAGGGGUUAAAUAUUGAUGAUCUUGAAAAUUUUAGGAAUAGAACAAAUACUCCGACGAAGCAGAAUCAAAUUGAUUAUCACAAGCAGGAUGAGGAAGAUAAUAAUGACGAUGAGGACGAUGAAUUUACAGAAUUUACAGAAGCAACAACAGCUCCAAAAAGCAUCUCUCAAAAUUCUAAAACCAAUUUAUCACAUAAUUUUUUUUCAAUAGAUCACGCAAGACAAGGGAGUAAUUCAAGAAAUCAUGAGGAACUAAUUGAUCUUUUUGAUGAUAGACCUCCAUCUAAAUCAAGUACACCACCCAUUAUCAACUCUCCUGUUUCACCAGAGAAUGAAGUAAAUUUACUUGAUUUAUAG
Molecule: messenger RNA, 1512 nt
Organism: Lodderomyces pseudojiufengensis
Lineage: Eukaryota; Fungi; Ascomycota; Pichiomycetes; Serinales; Debaryomycetaceae
Exons: 1
Coding region: 1-1512 (503 amino acids)
Source: RefSeq, a predicted model, not a curated record